Mus musculus (house mouse) is the source of this 6158-nucleotide messenger RNA. RefSeq names its product zinc finger protein 607B (gene Zfp607b). NCBI's taxonomy places the organism in Eukaryota, Metazoa, Chordata, Mammalia, Rodentia, Muridae. The record is from RefSeq and is a predicted model, not a curated record. The coding region runs from base 1795 to 3741 and encodes 648 amino acids. The transcript is spliced from 6 exons. Gene Ontology annotation, cellular component: nucleus. Gene Ontology annotation, biological process: regulation of DNA-templated transcription.
CUACAUUUCCCAGGCAGCAUAGGGUCGGAAGUAGAUAACUUCUGGUGUGCAGGCGGAGCUACCCCGGAUGGUCAGGUGGGAAUCAGAAGUCACUGGUUGGCCUCCACAGAGUAAGGCGGGAGACCGCAGGCGGGUGUGGGUGUGGCGAAUGGGUGUUGAUGUGUGGGCGUGUAGGAACUGUGGUGUGUGUACGUGUGUGUAUGUGCGUGUGUGUCUGUCAGUGUCUAACUGUAUACACACCUUGAGCUCUCUGCAUAAUCUGUGUCUCUUUGCUUGUCGCUGUCUGCUCCUGCUUUCUCUCAGGGACACAGGGACUAAAGCAGAGGACCAAGCUUCAGUAAGGGGAGGUCAGGUGCGGGGUCUGAAGGGAAGCUUUCCCCGAGGCUCAGACUUGAGCUUAGGGCUAUAAUUUAAGGACGGGGGUGUCGUCUAGGAGGGAGGGUACUUGUUGAGCUCCGUGACUGUCUCAGAGCUCUGCCGAAUCUGAAUAUCGAGGGAAGAGAAGGAAAGUUCUCACUGAGGAUGCUCUCAAAUGUAGUCUGCGAUCUCAUGUAUACUCGGGUUCCCUGCUUAGGCCAUUAUUCAAGAGGGAGGCUGGAGAAUAAUGAAAAUAUUAUCGCUACCCAUCUAAGAUUCAAGAGUGAGUGCUCUUUUCGGUUUGAGAACUGAGGUUUUAGUUUUAGAAUAUAGAAUUGUUAGGAAAUGAAGCAGGAGCAUGCAAAUUUACAACUGCACUAUUGUCCUUAGUGUCCCCUCCCGUUCCAGCUAGUAUUCACAUUAUCAUUUCAGUGACCCUUGAUGUCUUCUGUCGACAAUCCCAUCUUUUUCCCAAGCUGUUUUCCAUAGGGACCUACAGAGGUUAGCAUUAGGGCUUUCAAACGCUGCUGUUCUACAUCUGAUUUCUAUUUCCAUGGCAUCACAAGACAGGAAAAGAAUGCAGUCGAUAGAUGGUCUGUUCGCUUGUGAGGAUUUCGGGAGUGGGAAAGUGAUAGCACUGAAGGACUUCAUCUAACUUAUAUUUUUGUCACGAGUACACUUGCCAUCUACUCUCUAAGACUUUACAAACUAUUAAUCCCAGUCACCAUGUUUCAUGACACAUCUCCCAACUCUCUCGCUUAUGGUAUAGAUCUACCUCCCACUCUCGACCCCGAUGCUGCACAUCCAGCCUCCGCCACUCAAACCCCAGUAACCGGCAUCUUACUGUUCCUAGGAGAAAACAGCUUCAGAUUCUACAUGACUGAGACCAUGGGGGUCUGUCUUUUGUUUAAAGAUGAAGUAUUUGUCUUCAAAGUUAUGUAUGUUGGGUUAUGUGUCCAUGACCACAGGUGCCUCUGGAAACCAGAGCUAUAGGCUUCCCUGCAGCUUGAGUUCCAGGCACUGUAGCUGUCAGGAGACUGAACUCGGUCCUCUGGAAAAGCCAUAGUGGCUCUCAACCCCUGAGCCAUCACCAUCCCCCGUGCUUGCCUUCCUCUUUAGCGUAUUGCAUGUGUGCAUCCAUUUUGUAGUAAAUGAUUCACUGUGCGUGAGCCCCAUCCUCCAUGUGCUUGGUCCAUUCGUCUGCUGGUGAGGUCGCGUAUCACUGCUAUGGAAAUGAUGCUGGAAGAGCGGUGGGAGUGUAAAUGUCUCUUGCUGAUGCUGAUGUUAUUUCCUUUUUUUGGUUUCCACUCCAUAGUGGGAUGGAUGGAUGGAUCAGGGUUGUGCCCACCAGACCUGUGCGCACCAUGCAUGUGCCUUGAGAGGCCUGAAGAGGGCGCCAACUCCCCUGAAGCUGGAGGGGAGGAAGCCUGAAGAAGAAUGGCCAGCUCCAGUUCUCAACACAUGGUCUGUGGGUCAGUGACAUUUAGGGAUGUGGCUGUUGACUUCUCUCAGGAGGAGUGGGCCUGCCUGGAUGCUACUCAGAAGGUGUUAUACAGGAACAUAAUGUUGGAGACCUACAGCAACCUGGUCGCAGUGGUGGGACGUUGUAUUUCCAAGCCAGAUCUGAUCGUCUUACUAGAGCAGGAGAAAGAGCCCUGGAUGGCUGUGAAGGAAGAAACAGACAGGCCGAGCCCAGAUGUGGAGACAUGUGUUGAAGCUGAAAAUAUAUCUCCGGAGAAUCAUAUGUCUGAUGUAAAUUUACACAAACAGAGCAUAAGGCAAUUCAGUAAAACUUUUGACCUUAAAGAGUCUACUUUUAGUGAUGGCCCCAGCUGUAGUACAUUCAAAGGACUACAGGGUUAUCAAGGAGAUGCUGAUGAAAGGGUUACUAAGAAGGAAAGAGUGCCUCCUUGUACCUGCCAGACUCUUGCUCACAAUACAGAAAAGGCAUAUGAGUGUAAAGAGUGUGGGACGUGCUUCGAUUGUAGUUCAGCUCUUACUCAGCAUCAGAGUGUUCAUGCUGGAGAGAAGCUCUAUGAAUGUAAGGAGUGUGGGAAGGCCUUCAGACUCCCCCAAGAGCUCACAAGGCAUCAGAAGUCUCACAGUGGUGAGAAACCUUUCCAGUGUAAUGAAUGUGGAAAGGCUUUUCAUCUUCCCGACCUGCUGAAAUAUCAUAAAGUCAUUCAUACAGGUGAAAAGCCUUUUGAAUGUGAAGUAUGUGGGAAGUUCUUCAGCCGUGUCUCCAGCCUUGCUGAACAUAGGAUUGUCCAUGCUGAUGUGAAACCCUAUGAGUGUAGUGAGUGUGGGAAAGCCUUUAAACGUCGCUCAGACCUAAUGCAACAUCAGAAAAUCCAUUCUGGUGAGAGACCCUUUCAGUGUAAGGACUGUGGGAAGGCCUUCAUUGUUCUGGCACAGCUCGCUCAGCACCAGAGCAUUCACACUGGAGAGAAAUUGGAAUGUAAGCAUUGUGGGAAGAUAUUUAGUAGUGGUUUUUACCUUGUACGACACCAGAGUAUUCACACUGGUGAGAAACCCUUUGGGUGUCAUGUCUGUGGCAAGGCUUUUAGGCUUCAGGUAUACCUUAAUGAGCAUCAGAAAACUCACACCGAUGAGAAACCUUUCAAGUGUAAGCUGUGUGGGUCAGCCUUUAGACGUAAAUACCAGCUCAGUGAACAUCAGAAAAUCCAUACCAAUGUGAAACCGUAUCAGUGCAAAGAAUGUGGGAAAUCCUUUCGUCGACGAUCAAAUUUUACUGAGCAUCAGAGUAUUCACACUGGAAAGAAACCCUUUGAAUGUAAGGACUGUGGGAAGGUCUUUAGACUAAAUAUACAUCUCAUUCGACACCAGAGAUUUCAUAGUGGUAAGACACCUUUUGAAUGUAAUGAAUGUGGAAAGGGCUUUCAUUUUUCCAGCCAGCUUAAUUACCAUAAAACCAUUCAUACAGGUCAGACACCUUUUGAAUGUAAAGAAUGUGGGAAGUCUUUCAAGCGCAUCUGCAGCCUUUUGGAACAUGGGGUUAUUCAUGCUGCUGUGAAACCAUUUGAAUGUAGUGAGUGUGGGAAAACCUUUAAUCGUCGCUCAAACCUCAUACAACAUCAGAAAAUUCAUUCUGAUGAGAGACCCUUUGAGUGUAAGGACUGUGGGAAGGCCUUCACUGUUCUGGCUCAGCUCACACGACACCACACUAUUCAUACUGGAAAGAAAUCAUAUGAAUGUGAGCAGUGUGGGUCAGCCUUCAGACUCCCGUACCAACUCACUCAACAUCAGAGAAUUCAUGAUGAUGUGAAACCAUUUCAGUGCAAGGAAUGUGGAAAGGGCUUUGUUCGUGGUACAGCUCUUAGAAUCCACCAAAGAGUCCAUACUGGUGAGGCCCUUCCAGUGUGAAAAAUGUGGAGAAGGUUUUUCCAAUAUCAUUACCAAUUUCUUGGACAUUUUAGAAUUCAUACUGGCAAGAAGCCUUAUGAAUGUAAAGAAUGUGGGAAGGACUUUGCUCGUGGUGGAGACCUUAACGUACAUCAAAGAAUUCACACUGGUGGGAAACCAUACCAGUGUUAAAAGUUCAAAAUCAAGCUUGGUUUGAAAUGCUAAAAUUCAUAUUAAUAAGAAACCACCUGGAAAGUCCUGGAGUAAUUCUAAGAUAGCUGAAUUCAUACUGGUAAGAAAAUGUUAAUCCGUCUGGUGGAGAAUAAGACCACACCACUGCCGGGUGUGGUGACACACACCUUUAAUCCCAGCACUUGGGAGGCAGAGGCAGGCGGAUUUCUGAGUUCGAGGCCAGCCUGGUCUACAAAGUGAGUUCCAGGACAGCCAGGGCUACACAGAGAGACCCUGUCUUGAAAAACAAAAAACAAAACAACAACAAUAAAAAAGACCACACCACAGUUUAAAGCCAAGUUUGAAGUAGGCUUUAAGUAAAUACUGGCCAGGUGAUGGACUCCCUGGCCAGGUCCAGCUUUGGGUUUCCAGAAAAAACCAUGAGUCCCACCUUGCAGGGGCUUAGAUAGGCACCCCCACAAGGCCGCUGUAUUUUCCACCAGGUACAAGCAGGGGUAAGCAUAUAAUCUGACUUGUUUCCUACUUAGGUACCUCCUGCCUACAUAUCAAAUGGGGGGCUGGGUACUUCCUAAUAUAUUUCCUUCUCAUGGGCUUCCUCUCCAACCUGUGAUGAAGAACAUCUGGUAUAGUUGGGGCAAACAAACUUGUUAAGGGGAAUGAAAGUGUGGCUUGUUAUUGCCCAUAAACAAUAGCCUGCAGUAUUUCAGGAACUAUUUGACCUUGGGUAAGGGGCUUACAGGCUAGCAGCAUUUUUGUUUCCUAGGUCUUAGGCACAGUAAUUAAAACUUGGAACGUAACUUUGGCUCUUACAAAGCUCUGUGAAGGUAGGAAAUGCGGAUAAUGUUUAGAUUUAGUUCAGCCUUUACUACACACUGGAGAAUUCAUACUGGUGUGAAACCCUUAUCACUGUAAAUAACAUGGAAAGACCUCUAAUUAGCCCUCAAGCCUUCUUCAAAAUAAAAUAAUCCAUGCUGGUGUCAAACAUGACUGCAAAGGAAUGUGGGAACAGAGACCCCAUGGAUGUCAAGACUGUGGGAAAGCCUUUAUUGUAAAUUGUGAGCUUAUACAAAAUCAGAAAAUCCAUGUUCAGAAGUCCUGUGCAUGUAAGGGAAGUGGACAAGCUUUUGUCUGGAAAUUUUACUGAUCAUCAGAGAACUCAUAUUGGUAAGAUUGUGACUUAAAAGAAUGUAGGAAGGACUUUAAUUUGCUCUAGGAUUUGGUCAAUAUCUGAAUAUUCAUAUGCUCUUCGUGCCAAGAAACCCUUUGAGAAUGAGUGUGCCGAAAGUCUGUGUUUAGAGAAGAUUCUCUGGUGAGAAUGUUCUUGACUUACUCUCCUCUUGUUAAUUCUACACCCUUAACGAAACAUUACUCAGUCAAUUUAGAAAGAGCAGUUAUUGGAAGUAGGAUUAUUUAUGGUAUCUUUUUUGUCACCAUUAACACUAAGGGGCUCCUGUGAUAUUAGACUGGAUGUUUCUUUCGGCAUAAUUUGUUAAUGGUGAGCAUGGUACCAGGCAGACGUGUGGAAACAGGGUUAUAAUGGAUAGAGAAUACUUAAGAGUAUUUGGUAUGUUCUGUGAAGUAGCUUCUACAGUGUUGGUGCUCUCACGGGCGUUACUGUAAUGGAAAUGAAAGACAAGCUGUGUCGCAGAUUUUUUAGAAAAGCCUCAUGCAGUCCUCCAGUGUUAAAUUCCAAAUACUUCCCUAUGGGUAAAAUCUAAUAGAUGAACAGGUACACACACACACAAAAUCUUCAUUCCCAAUCCAUUCCUUAAGCUUUUGUGCAGAGAUGUCAAAAACACAGCUGUUGGUGAAUAAGUACUCUUUAAAGGAGUUAAACACAUGUAACUUUCAAAAGCUAAAAUCAUGUAAUUUAUGCUCUCUGCCCAGACAUUAAGAUAAAAGACAUUUGUGACAGGGAAAGACAGUGCAGUCUCCUCCAUCUCAUAUUUUUGUGGAAAGUUACCCAAUUCUAUGAACCAGAGGUAAAGCUGCCCUUGCUAAUUUAUCAUGGCUUCUGUCAAACUGCCACCAUGCUCAAAUCUCUCCUUUCAGCUAGCCUCUUGUCUUGGCUUCUGUUAAACUGCCUGCUUGUGCAAAAGCUUCCCCUGCAGCUGUUGAACAAAAUAACAGAAUGUAGUCUUUGCUUUUAAUAGCCCCUUACUCUAAACACUUGGAGCUAUAAUUAGAUCGUAUAUACCUGAGUGUAGUUCCAGACAACUGGAAUAAAGUCUUUCAGUUGGCUAAAA